Messenger RNA from Helianthus annuus (common sunflower), 693 nucleotides. Its product is annotated as ATP-dependent DNA helicase PIF1-like. NCBI's taxonomy places the organism in Eukaryota, Viridiplantae, Streptophyta, Magnoliopsida, Asterales, Asteraceae. The coding region runs from base 1 to 693 and encodes 230 amino acids. The transcript has 3 exons. The record is from RefSeq and is a predicted model, not a curated record.
AUGAGGUUAACCGUAGGAGCGAACACAUCUGAUAUAGAAGAGAUUAAAGCUUUUGCGAAUUGGUUGCUCGAGUUGAGCGAGGGAAAGAUUGGUGACAGUGACGAUUGUCAGGUGGUUAUAGAUAUUCCUGAAGAUUUGUUAAUCAAAGCUAUAUUGGCACCAACAAACGAGGUUGUUCAAGAAAUUAAUGAAAGAUUGCUUGCUUCGUUUCCUGGCGAUGAAGUGGAUCUGCCUAAUCAUCGAUUAGUCCUUAAAGUUGGUGUACCUGUAAUGUUGCUUCGUAAUAUUGAUCAACAAAAUGGUUUAUGCAACGGUACGAGACUACAGAUUACUAAACUUUAUAAACGUGUUAUAGAGGCUGAGAUUAUAUCCGGCGGAAACAUAGGGACCAGAACAUUUAUUCCACGAAUCAGUUUGACACCGUCGGAUAAAAGAAUUCCUAUCAAGUUUCAACGACGACAAUUCCCCUUAAAUGUAUGUUUUGCAAUGACUAUAAAUAAAAGUCAAGGACAAUCUCUAUCAAGGGUUGGAUUGUAUUUGAAGUAUCCAGUUUUCUCACAUGGUCAGCUUUAUGUUGCUUUAUCAAGAGUUAAAAGCAGAGCCAGUGUGAAGUUGCUUAUACUUGACAAAGAUGAGAAUGUAACGAGUAAAACAACAAAUGUAGUCUACAAGGAAGUUUUUUCCGGCAUUUGA